AUGGACAACUCCCAGGCGCAUAGCGAUAUGCUUCUGCGACAGCAGCAGUUGCUCAUCACUACGUGCAACUCGUUCAACCUCUUAUGUCAGUCGUUCCAGGACUUGAACGCUCAGGCUCUCGCUCAGCAACAGACCCAGUCGCCUUACGCCACUGCUCCUCAGCAUGGCCCUUCGGUUCCCGCCAACGCUCCUGCUGUCCAGCUGCCUGAGAUCAACACCUCCACUCCUGCUGCUUCUUCUGUUCAGUCGGCCGUGGUCGACAACUCUACUCCUGCUGCUUCUUUUGUUCAGCCGGCCGUGGUCAACAACUCCACCUCUGGCCCUGCCACUGCCGCCAUGAACCCUGAGCUCGUUACUGCUGUCGUCGGCUCGAACGUGAAGGCACAGAUCGAGUUUCGACCUUUCCCUAAGGCCGUCCCCCGCAUUACCCUUUCGCGCAGUCCCCGCUGCCAGGAGCUUUCCUUCUUUGAUAAACAAGCCCCCGUCGCCAACGAGCUUGUAACCGGCCAGGAGCAGUCGGACAAGGAAGACCUUGAGUCGUCGCUCGAACUGUAUCACGACAACUCGUCCCAUCCCUCGGUCAACCUUGAGGAUUCCGUACCCGAGAGUCGUCGCGUCAACAACAGUGUUAUCAGCCACUCGUCAGAAAAUGAUAAGCUGAAGGCUUUGCUCAAUUUUUGUCCUUUCAGCCUGACCUACUCCGGCAAGAAGUGCCCUCUGGGUGAGGAUUGUACCUUGAAGAAGAUCUGCCACGCUAACAGUAUUAGCCUGAGAGGUUGCACGCGUGAAGGAUGCGAAUUCUCUCAUGAGCACAUCGUUACCUGCGGCGGUCUCGCGAGAAAAGGCCAUUGCAAGUACUUGGAGGGAAAGGGAUGCCGCUUAAACCACGACCAAGAGUUGCGCACUACAGUCAGAGACCUCAUCCCUGAUCAUGUGGAGAACCGCAUCUUUGGUGCAAAGAAGCAGGUCGUUGAAGAGGCCGUCACCCAGCACGACGGCAAUACUGACGAGGUUGAGCAACCCGUCACCCAGCACAACUCUGAUGAGGUCGAGCAAAAAGUCACCAAGCAUGGCUUUGAUGAGGCUGAGCAGACCGUCGCCCAGGACAACUCCGAUGAGGUCGAAGAGAUCGUCGCUCAGGACGAGAGCUCAGGUGAGGAUGACUUUUCUGUCACUUUCUACAUGAUUGGUUGA
Messenger RNA from Aureobasidium namibiae CBS 147.97, 1194 nucleotides. RefSeq lists its product as uncharacterized. The transcript has a single exon. NCBI's taxonomy places the organism in Eukaryota, Fungi, Ascomycota, Dothideomycetes, Dothideales, Saccotheciaceae. The coding region runs from base 1 to 1194 and encodes 397 amino acids. The record is from RefSeq and is a predicted model, not a curated record.